CGUAUAUAAGGCAGGCGGGUUAAGCGCCAGCCGCCAUUUUGUCCAGUGAGGAAAAGCGGAGCUGGGGUCUCUCUGAGGGGUCGAGUCGGCUGAGUUUAGCGCGGGCUCCCUUCGCGCGCCCUCCCUCUGAGCAUCGCAAUGCAUCGCGACUCUUGUCCGCUGGACUGCAAGGUUUAUGUGGGUAACCUUGGAAACAAUGGCAACAAAACGGAAUUAGAGCGAGCCUUUGGCUACUAUGGACCACUGCGCAGUGUGUGGGUGGCGAGAAAUCCUCCCGGUUUUGCCUUUGUGGAAUUCGAAGAUCCACGAGAUGCAGCUGAUGCAGUAAGAGAACUAGAUGGAAGAACGCUGGAGGGGGGCCGGCGUCCCCGGGAUGACUAUCGCAGGAGGAGUCCUCCCCCUCGGCGCAGAUCACCACGAAGGAGAAGCUUCUCCCGGAGCCGCAGCAGGUCCCUCUCCAGAGACAGAAGAAGAGAGAGAUCGCUCUCACGGGAGAGGAACCACAAGCCUUCUCGCUCCUUUUCCAGGUCUCGCAGUCGCUCCAGGUCAAAUGAGAGGAAAUAGGACUGUGGGAAGGAGCUGUGUACAGGAAGUCAGGAGAUCCGAGGCCAGGAGUAUGUACAGAACAUUGUUUUGUUUCGAAACUUCAUAAAGCUUGGUGCAUUUUUAAAAUGUUUUAGCUGUUGAACUUGCUUUGUUCCUUGUAUCUUGUAACAGGUGGCAAAUGUAAAGAUGUGAAUCUGUAUAUGGUUCUGAGCAGAUCCUAUGAUUUGUAUUAUUAAUGGUUUUCCAAUGUACCAUCAGACAUGGUUUGUGUGUGUGUGGAAUGGUAAAUGGUCUGUGUCCGUAGCUGGGGGGGUUUGCUGGGGCUCAGCUCUCAAGGGAGUGUGCUGGGAUGGUGUGUUCCUUGUGGAAUUGUGGCCUGGAGCAGAGCAGGAUGUGGGUGCUCCAUAGCCCAGUUGCAGGGAAGAGUCAGAGCAGCGAGCCAGUGGCACGGGGAGGGAAGGGCUGGGCUGCAGUUUCAUCCAGCUCCAGUUCUGACUGCAUUACUUGGAACUGAGCUGCUUUAUAUUCCAUGAAUUACAAAUUUUUAGCUGUAGGAUCAGUUAAUUUUGUACUUGGUGUGAGUAGAGUCCUUAAUUAGCCGGUUGUUGAUUGACCAUCUAUUCCAGAACCUCUGAAUAGACCAAAUCCACAAGCAGAACUGACACCUGGAGUGGAUGUGUUAAGUGUCUAAUGGUACAUUGUAAACUUUAGGAGUAAAACAUUUCUUUACUGUACAAGACUUUUCAUGUCACUUGUAAAAUGUCUUUUGUGAGAUCCUUGGGAUUAAAGUUUUGGUUACAACUC
Messenger RNA from Lepidothrix coronata (blue-crowned manakin), 1350 nucleotides. It is a transcript of the gene SRSF3, whose product is annotated as serine and arginine rich splicing factor 3. Gene Ontology annotation, biological process: mRNA splicing, via spliceosome. Gene Ontology annotation, cellular component: nuclear speck. Gene Ontology annotation, molecular function: RNA binding. NCBI's taxonomy places the organism in Eukaryota, Metazoa, Chordata, Aves, Passeriformes, Pipridae. The record is from RefSeq and is a predicted model, not a curated record.